CUAACUCUGAAGUUCAUAAAGACAAGGAAGAUUAUAAUGAAGACAAGGAAGACUGUAAUGAUAAUGGUGAAGAUAAGAAGGACUGUGAUGAUGAUAAUGGUGAAGAUGAGGAAGCUGAUUGCUCAAGAACUUUAAUAUAG
This is a messenger RNA of Racocetra persica, 140 nucleotides long. Lineage: Eukaryota; Fungi; Glomeromycota; Glomeromycetes; Diversisporales; Gigasporaceae. The record is from the annotation of a GenBank genome assembly.